CACAUUUCCGGGAAUAUGUUGGGAGGAAAUUCAUUCUGUACAAGAAGCCGAAUCAGAGAGAGAGUCCCAUCCAGCCUAACCAUGACCGAGGAAUCCAUCAUCCGUAUCCCCCCCUACCACUACAUCCAUGUUCUGGACCAGAACAGCAACAUCUCCCGCGUGGUGACCGGACCCAAAACCUACAUCCGACAGGACAAUGAGAGGGUUCUCUUUCACCCGGUCCGCAUGGUCAUGGUGCCUCCACGUCACUACUGCGUGAUUCAGAACCCAGUAUCACGGGACGCCGGUCGCAAUAUUGAGUACGAUGACGUAGGGCAGGCCAAGCUGCGUCAUGGAGACCAGGAGAUACGACUGGCGCAGGAUCCCUUCCCUCUGUACCCAGGGGAGGAGUUGCAGCUGAAUAUCACCCCACUGACUGUGGUCCUCGCCAACACCGCCCUACACCUAAAAGCCCUGCUGGACUUUGAGGAUGACAAUGAGAAGUCUGUGGCCGGUGACGAGUGGCUGUUCGAGGGUCCAGGAACUUACAUCCCCCGGAAGGAGGUGGAAGUGGUACAGACCAUCCAAGCGACAGUGAUCAGACACAAUCAGGCCAUCCGCCUACGGGCACGCAAAGAGUGCCAGGACCGAGAGGACCGCGCCAGAGUCACUGGGGAGGAAUGGCUGGUGAAGAAGGUCGGGGCCUAUCUCCCGGGUGUAUAUGAAGAGGUUGUGGACAUUGUAGACGCUUUUGUCCUGACAGACAAGAAAGCUCUACACAUCCGAGCCACCAAGACGUUCCGUGAUGACAAGGGGAACCUGCGGCGGACUGGAGAGGAGUGGCUGGUCACCAUGGAGGACGCGGAGGCCUAUAUACCCAAUGUGUACGAGGAGGUGGAGGGAGUGGUGGACAUCACAACGCUCAACAGCCGGCAGUAUUGUGUUAUCCUAGAUCCUGUGGGGGCCGAUGGGAAACCACAGCUCGGGCAGAAGAAAGUCGUGAAGGGGGAAAAGUCCUUCUUCCUGCAGCCUGGAGAAAGUCUGGAGUCCGGAAUCCAGGAUGUGUACAUUCUGUCUGAAGAGGAGGGUCUGGUCCUGAGAGCCCUGCAGGUCCUGGAGGAGAAGGACGAGGAUGGGAAUGAAGUGGAGCGAAAACCUGGAGACCGCUGGAUGAUCCGGGGUCCCCUUGAGUAUGUGCCCCCAGUGGAGGUCGAGGUUGUGGUGCGGAGAGACUCCAUCCCUCUGGAUGAAAAUGAAGGGAUAUACGUGCGAGACAUCAAAACGGGAAAGGUGCGGGCGGUUGUCGGACACACCUACAUGUUAACCCAAGACGAGGAGCUGUGGGAGAAGGAGCUUCCUCUGAAUGUUGAGGCUCUCCUGGCUUCUGGGAAAGAUCCCGUGGCCGACAGAUCCAACCGUGGGAGCAAACCGCAGGAGGCGCAGCCACGAGACAAAACCAGGGCGGUCACCUACCGGGUGCCGAACAACGCGGCCGUCCAAGUGUACGACUACCGGGAGAAGAAGGCCAGGGUGGUGUUUGGCCCCGAGCUGGUGAUCCUGGGACCCGAUGAACAGUUCACAGUCCUGAGCCUCUCAGGUGGGACCCCCAAACGCUCCAACGUCAUCAAGGCCAUCUGUCUCCUCCUGGGGCCCGACUUCUGCACGGACCUCAUCAAUAUCGAGACUGCAGAUCACGCCCGGCUCCAGAUUCAGCUGUCCUACAACUGGCAUUUCGAUAUAAAGGAUAAAGCCGACCCCCUGGAAGCCUCAAGGAUUUUUAGUGUCCCGGAUUUCGUGGGCGACGCCUGUAAAGCCAUUGCCUCCCGGAUCAGAGGAGCAGUGGCCUCGGUGCAGUUUGAUGACUUCCAUAAGAACUCCAACCGUAUCAUCGCUCGGGCCGUCUUUGGCUUUGACGAAUCGGUGAAGAUCCGGAGUUUCUUCAGGUUUCCACAGAACAACCUGGUGAUCACCAGCGUGGACAUCCAAUCCGUGGAGCCCGUGGACCAGCGCACCCGGGACGCCCUGCAGAAGAGCGUCCAACUCGCCAUCGAGAUCACCACCAACUCCCAGGAGGCCACGGCCAGACAUGAAGCAGAAAGACUGGAGCAAGAAGCCAAGGGGCGACUGGAGAGGCAGCGCAUCACUGACCAGGCGGAGGCGGAGAGGGCGCGCAAGGAGCUGCUGGAGCUGGAAGCACUGAGGUAUGAGCGGCAGGGAUUCAGUUCAGUGGUUUUCUAA
Messenger RNA from Hyla sarda, 2217 nucleotides. It is a transcript of the gene MVP, whose product is annotated as major vault protein. Gene Ontology annotation, cellular component: nucleus; cytoplasm. NCBI's taxonomy places the organism in Eukaryota, Metazoa, Chordata, Amphibia, Anura, Hylidae. The record is from RefSeq and is a predicted model, not a curated record.